GACACCCAUAUGCGUUCUCCGGGUUUUGCGUGGGUGGUUCUUAUGGGCUCCUUCCGUACAAGAACCGAAGAACUCUUGACGAAGUAAAAUCAGCCACAGGAGAAGGAUUUGCUGCCAUUAAGCAGGGGUUGGAACCCUUAGGAGAGAAUGAGAGAAGAGGACCAGAAUACCUUGGGAACCACACCGGAGAUGAGCCCGAUCAAGCUAGGCUAGCUAGCGGACAUGAGGGACGCUUCGGGUUCCUUCACGCCGUUGAUUCCUAG
Funneliformis caledonium is the source of this 263-nucleotide messenger RNA. NCBI's taxonomy places the organism in Eukaryota, Fungi, Glomeromycota, Glomeromycetes, Glomerales, Glomeraceae. The record is from the annotation of a GenBank genome assembly.